This is a messenger RNA of Auanema sp. JU1783, 8871 nucleotides long. The record is from the annotation of a GenBank genome assembly. Lineage: Eukaryota; Metazoa; Nematoda; Chromadorea; Rhabditida; Rhabditidae.
AUGAUUUGUUUUCUACUAUUAUUCAUACUACAGACGUCUUUUGCGUAUUCCAACCCGCAUACUCAGAAACUAUCGUUUGUUAUAAACGAAGAUGUACCUUCUGGCUGGCUCCUGGCUGACAUGGAAGAUUACGGAAUUGGGAAGAUUGAUAGCCUGGUCUUUCAGUCAAACGGCUAUCCCAUUACAUUGAAUACAAAUUAUCAGCUAGUAACAACUGCCCCCAUUAAAGGCUAUUCUGGCGAUACUUUCUCAACUUUCGUCACAGAUGUAACAAACGAUCGAGUAUGGGAGUUUCAUAUUUUCAUAACUUCGAGGCAGCUUGGAUGUACCCAUAACACGUACAAUAUAACUGUACCAUACUCAACAGCCCAGACAAUAACUGUUAGGAACCCUGUUAAUGUUUUGGGGAAAGGACCUGGUUCUUUAAAGUUCAAGGUGUUGAGAACGGCGCCAGGGCAACAGACUAUCAAAGUUUCGACUUCUGACCCAAACCAGAUAACUAUAAACACUACAGUUUCGAGACUGUUCUCCAAAACGUCUCAUGAGGUGUUCAUUGGUGUAUAUGAUCGUAAGAACAGUAAUGUUCACCCUAUUGCCAUCUGUCAGAUUGCCUUGAAUUUCGAACAAACAGAGAGAUUUUUUGAAAAAACCUCUUUCAUAUUGAAUGUUCACAAGAAAGGGAGUAAGAGUUCAUUCGUUCAUCUACAGAAAAUGGUUCAAAUUCCAACUCAGUGGACUUUCGUAGUAGAACCUAUAUCUAAAAAUAUCACGUUCGAUGGCAGCACCCUAACUGUGCCCGGUAGUCUGCCCUCUGGACAUCAUGACUUUCAUAUCAUUCUAUAUAAUAGAAUGGAUAAAAUUGAUGAAUGCUUUGUUGUUAUGACAACAACAGAAGAAGCUGUGUUCUCAAAAAGAGGUUCCAGGAAUGCAAAAGAGGAUAUCACGUGGAGCGUGAAAGAAAAUUCUGCUCCCCGUAUUUUAGAAAAGAAAAUCCGACUGAAUAAGGGUGAGACUAUUGUCAAUGCACCUAUCGUUAGUGAAUUCCUGACAAUUCAUAAUGAUGGAAGCGUAGAGUUAACAAAACGGCUCAACUAUGAAGAAGUAUCUGAAUUGGUGAAGAAUAUCGAGAUCGAAGGAACAAGACGAACUGGUAUGAUUGUUAGUUGGGAAAGUAUGGAUACAUGCUCAGUAAUGAGGAAUUUUCUGUGGAAAUUGUUUGAAGCUCGCGAUGAGAACGGUGAUGGUGACUCUGACAUUGCCUAUAAGCUAGUUAACACUGAACCACCAGGAGCGUUCACUAUUGAUGACGACGGUAUCGUUCGAACUGCUUUAAGUCAGUACAACUUGGGAUCAUCAUAUAGAGUCUUAGUUCAAGCUCUGGAUAAAACACCUAAAAAUGAUUCCAGCAAUCAGUAUUCUGAGGUGGCUAAACUUGAAAUACUUGCUGCAGAUCGUCCACCUCAGUUCUUAAAACAACGCUACGAAGUUUUUCUUCCAGAAAAUACUCUAGUAGAUAGUAAUGUUGUGGACGUGCGAGCUCAACGAUUUAGGCCUGUUGAUGACCGCAGAUCAAAGGGUCCUAUAACCUACUCGCUAUAUACCGCAGUAUCUACGGCUGCGAACUCCGAAAAGAGAGAACCUUCCAGUUGGUUUCGAAUCAACCCUUCUUCGGGAAUCGUAUAUUUGAAAAGACAACUAGACUACGAUGAUCCUUCUCAACCUAAACUUCAUAAGUUAACAGUUGUUGUUCAUGAAGACGGAAAGGAGAAUAGCGUACCACUGGAUAUCUAUCUUGCUGAUACUAAUGAUAAUGCUCCGGAGUUUUCUCGUCCAUUAUACACAGCACAAGUUAAAGAAGAUAUAGGAAUCGGGGUGACUAUAUUGAAAGUUGACAUUGAGGAUAAAGAUGCUGGACCAAACGCAGAGAUAAGAUUUACGGUCGACAAUGAUAACUUUACGAUUAAUGAGAACGGAGAGAUCUCUGCAAUUAAAAAACUAGAUGCUGAUCAAUUCAAGGAACGAUUUUUCAUAUACCGUUUUAAUGUAACAGCUACGGAUGCUGGAUCACCCCAAUUGAGUAGAACAGCAACGGUACAUAUACGAACUGAGAAUACAAAUGACGAACCUCCUACUUUUUUACCGACGGACCAGUUUUCCGCCUUUGUUGCUGAAGAUGCUGAAGGUGGAACACCUGUAGUGCAAAUUCAAGCUCGGGACCCUGAUCGAGAUCAAGUCGAAUAUGGAUUUGUAGAUGAAAACGGUAGAGAAACACAAGAAUAUGGUCUCUUCCAAAUCGAUAAAGACACAGGACUAAUCAAACUGAGAACCCAUGUGCAAGCUCUCGAACUCUUGAAAGAAAAUUCCCCUUAUAAACUGAGAGUUGUGGCGAGGGAUGAUGGUUCUUGCUGUAGCUAUCCCUCUGAAUCACAUGCUGCUUAUGCGAUUGUCGUUAUAGGUAUUGAGGAUGUGAAUAACAACAAACCUGAGUUUCCCGACUGCGGGCGAUAUGCUGAGAUAGCUAAGAUUCGCGAAGGUGUUUAUAAAAAAAAUCCACCAGUUAUAAUAAAAGUGGAAGCAACUGACGAAGAUUCCUCAUCUAAUGGGGAAAUAGUUUACUCGUUGUACUACGCACAAACAGAGAGCCGGAAACCUUUCAUUAUUGAUAAGCUCACUGGAGUUCUCACACCUUCUCCUCAUGUCAUAUUUGACCGAGAAACCCGUCCUAGAGAAGAUGUAACUGUUAAGGCUACAGACAGAGGCGAUCGCCCUUUGAUUGGUUUUUGUCAGUUUUCCGUCGAAGUAGUCGAUGUGAAUGACAACGCUCCUCAAUUCGAACGAGCUUCGUAUGAAACCAGCAUUUCCAGAAGCGAAACUGUCGGAACUUCGGUGCACACUGUUUUUGCCUUCGAUAUUGACGCUCCUCACAAUGCUCGCGUAACCUAUCACUUGGAAAGCGAUCCAACAGCGGGUCUCGAGCAUUCAGAAGACAUGAGCUUUUUCGAAUUUAAACAUGAGAACUCGGGAGAGAUAACGUUGAUAAAGGAAGUUCCAAAAGAUGAUCAAAAAGAAAAAUUUGUGUUCAAUGUUAUUGCGAGUGAUAAUGGUUUACCCGAAGCUCAAUUUUCUACAGUUCCUGUGAUCAUCAAGAUUCAUGAACGCCAACAAGUUGCUCCACGUUGGCUUUCGUCUCCGGACUGCCGAGAUAUCGUUACUGUCGUCGAAAACACUGAAGUUAAUAAAGUACUUCUGAGUUGUCAUGCAGUAGCUGGCGAUGGAUCAAAAAGUUCUAUAUUUUACAAGUUAACCGUUGGAGGACUGAACAGGGGAACUAAAGCAGACAGCAAGUUUCGACUCUUCAACAAAAUUGAAGACGGACGCGAAUGGGUGGAAGUAGCUAUUAUGGAGCCUUUAGAUUAUGAGCAAGCUCAAAACUAUACACUGUCGCUUAUUGCCACGGAUGUAAACUCUCAUGUAUCGUCAUCUAGAAGCUUCACUGUUCUGGUUACAGAUGUAAACGAUGUCGUCCCACAAUUCACUGUUGAUUUAUUCACAGGAACCAUCGAUGAAGGACUGACAGUCGAUGACUUCAUGAGAAAAAACAAUGGUAAAGCAAUUACAACAGUGAAAGCUCAAGAUACUGAUUCGCAGGGUCCACAGAGCGAAGUGCACUAUCGUAUACUAGAUAUGCCAGGUUCAGAUGUGAACAAGCUUUUCCGAAUCGAUGAGUUAACUGGAGAAAUUUUCCCUAUUGCAGAGUUUGAUCGUGAAACAAAAGAUAUGUUCAUACUAACUGUGGAAGCCAGAGAUAACAAACCUUCGGCAUUACCCGGUGUGAAAGGGCCCAACAAAGACAAUGUCAAAGUUCAAAUUGUAAUCGGUGAUGUUAAUGACAACCCCCCUUUCUUCAAUGGAUCUGGAUAUGAAGGGCAUGUACCAGAAAAUGCUGACCUGGGGCAUGAUAUCAUAACUAUCAAAGCUCAUGACUUGGACAAACAUUCAAACCUUCGUUAUGACCUUACUAGUGCUCAUGGAGAAAAAAGAAUACCAUUUGGUGUGAGAACAGAUAGUGGCGUCAUAUUUGUGAAGGAGCCCUUGGAUUACGAGCAAAAUACUGUAUAUCAGCUCAAGUUACAAGUUUCUGAUGGAAAGCACAACACUUCUACAGAUGUUUUCAUCUACGUCGCUGAUGUUAAUGAUAAUGCACCGAUUUUCGAGCAAACCUUGUAUUCAACAACAGUGCUUGAAGAAGAUCCUCAUAUACCCAAAACAUUGUUCCAAGUGCGUGCCACCGAUGCUGAUAUGGAUGAGACCAGUGGAAAAAUUAUUUACCGCCUCGAAGGGCAAGGCGCUGGAGAAUUUUUCCAGAUUGGUAAGGAAUCUGGUGUGAUCCAGUUAAUCAAGAUACUUGAUCGAGACCCACCGAAUGGCGUUCCAACUUGGAAAUUUAUCGUACAAGCAAUAGAUAAUAACGGCAAUGGUCUUAUUGGUUACGCUGAUGUUCAAGUCGUCUUGAAAGAUAUCAAUGAUAACGCUCCCAUGUUUGCGGAUGACUUGUUCGGCUACGUUGAAGAAAAUCGCGAGCCACAUUCUAACGAGGGUGUCUACUUCAUGGAUGUAAGAGCAACUGACUUCGAUGAUCCCACUACCGACAAUGCAAGACUGGAAUAUAGUAUUACUCUCAAUAAAGAAAUAGAUGGUGAACCCGUGUUCCGAAUAGAUCCUACUUCAGGAAAAAUAUUUGCUAUGCGCAGUCUCGAUCGGGAGUUGCAUUCUGAGAAAGAGUUUGUUAUCGAAGUCAGAGCUACAGAUAAGGGAAUCCCACCACGUGAAGGUUCGGGCAACGUAACCAUAAAAGUUUUGGAUAAAAAUGAUAACGAACCUUACUUUGAACGCCAAUUGUAUGAAACAUCUGUACCUGAAACUGCUAGAAUCGGAUCAGCUGUUAUUAGUGUGUCAGCUCUUGACGAAGACAACGAGGCCAUAGAUAAUGUGUUCACCUACCAACUGGCUGAUGAUUCUAAGUAUUUUUAUAUGACAACUGAUAGAGAUUCGUCAAAUUCAUACGUUGGAGUCCUUCGUGUCAAACAAUCUCUCGACUACGAAGAUUCGGCCCAAAAGGACGGAUUCCGUCUCCGAAUCCGUGUUAAUGACGGAAGACACGAUGCCUUCAGCAAUAUCGCUAUUGCCUUAUUGGAUAGAAAUGAUCAUGCCCCUGAAAUCGAAGGGCCAUCAGAACUUUCGUUCCCAGAAGAUGAGCCAGUCGGAUCGAAAAUUGCCAAAUUCACCAUCAACGACCGGGACCAUGAAGAUUCAAACAGGGCUAGUCCAACUUUUGCUAAUGAUUUAUCCUUGCCAUUCGGCCUGGAUCCUUCAUUGACGAAGUCUCGUUUUUCGACCUAUGUAGGCCCUAAAGCUAGAGACAUUCGGGUUUUCGUCAUGAAAAAUAUUAGUGAGGAUACAUCUAUUGGGACUGUGCUGGAUACUUUCAAAGCACAUGAUCCUACAAUGAAUUCAUUCAAUUACACGUUCCGGAUUAAUCGCCAAUCCGACCCUAAGCGUCAAUUCAGUAUUGACCAGGACGGAACUCUGAAAGUUGCUCAACGUUUAGAUAGGGAAGAUAUUCCUAGUUAUAGGUUGAUUAUCGAAGCAUAUGAUGCUGCUGAUAAUGUCGGAACUCAAAUGGUUGCCGUUUAUUUGCAAGAUGUAAACGAUAAUGGCCCCGAGCCUUACACAAUCCCAAAAACCUGUAUUUUCAUGGAAAAUACGCCAGUUAACCAAAUGGGUACUUGCGAGAUUCGUGCUACCGAUAGAGAUACUGGAGAUUAUGGUCCACCAUUUAGCAUGCAACUGGACACUACAUUUAAGUAUGGUAAUUACUUGAGUGUUACUUUCGAUCCAAACGGUGAUGGAGGUAAUGGUUCAAUGACUAUUAAGCCCCUGGUUGAAUUUGAUCGCGAAGCUGAUGUUCCGGGAAAAGUUUUGGAAGUACCUCUAGUGCUUUCAGACAAGGCUGGAAAGACGAAUAAAGCAUCUGUCUACGUUGUUAUCGGAGAUCAGAAUGACAAUCCUAUGCAUGAUGGCAGUAUGACCAUAACUGUCAAUAGUUAUCUGGAUAAGUUACAAAAAACUGUCAUUGGACGGGUCUAUGUGGAUGAUCUUGAUGACUGGGACCUUGGAGACAAAACAUUCACAAUGCAACAGUCACAACCCGGAUUUUCUAUCUCUGAACAUGGAGUCAUUACCAUGGAUGCUAACAUGCCUCCUGGAACUUACAAGUUAUCCAGUAAAGUGCAUGACAAUGUUAGAAAUGAGGAUGCUAUGGGAUAUGUUACUGUUGAUGUUGUUGUUGUUCCACAAGUUGCUUUCGACAAUCAGGGUUCAAUGCAGCUACUUAUUGCUGAAAACACUAACUUGCAAUACCCCGAAGAUUUCAUUCGAGUGAAUAGCAGUGGCACCAGUAUGAUGAAGGUGUUUGUAGAGAAGAUGGUUGGCUAUAUUGGAGGAUCUGUAUCUCUUGAUGUUUUCUCUAUCCAGCUUGGUAUUGCUACUUUACAAAAUAGGAAUGUUCCUGUUUUGAACGUCCGUUUCUCUGCUCAUGGCUCACCAUACAAGGAUCCUGCAUUGCUGAACGGUCUAGUUUCAGCCCACAGAGAGGAACUUCAGUCAUUGAUGGGCACAACCAUCGUGGGAGUCGGAAUAGAUAUGUGCAAAUUCACGAUGUGUGAUGCUGGAUGCCAAACCAUCAAUUCGGCUGAUUUUGAAGGAGUCGUUGUUUCUGCAAAUAGUACAGUCCUUGUUGGUGUUAACACAACAUCAAAAGAUGAUUGCACUUGUCCCGUAUGGAACCCACCGUCUGAGUGUCGUGCAGGUCUUUGUCACAAUGAUGGUGUUUGCCACAAUACAUUGCCUGGUUUCUUCUGCGAAUGCAGAAACGAUUUCUUGAAAGGAAUGAGAUGCCAGGGAACAACAAGAUCUUUCGAUGGUUCCGGAUUUGCGUGGUACAAGCCUAUGCCUGCAUGCACAAGUUUGAACAUUUCUAUGAGCUUCAUGACUGUUCAACGAGACGGAUUAAUCUUCUACAACGGCCCUAUGGACACAAAAACAAACGAUCGUCAAAUUGAAUAUAGAGAUUACAUUAUUAUUCAACUGAAAAAUGGAAUGGUUAAUGUUGAGAUUUCGAUGAACGGAAUGAUUCCGGUUACACUUGAAGUCCCUUCGAUUAGUGGGCUUAAUGAUGGAAAAUGGCAUACUCUUUCUGUAACUCAAAACGGAAAGCACAUCACUCUUGUGAUUGAUGAUUGCCGAGACGUUGACUCUAACAAUAGUGAUUUAUACUGCCGGCACUCAACGUCAACGCCAGAUGAUGAUGAACGUCUCAAUAUUGUUGCUCCUGCCCAACUCGGUGGUCUUGCACCUUUGACAUCUGGCCAACAAUACCCACCUACUGUUCCUAAAAAAGGACUAAACGGUUGCGUUCGUAAUUUAUAUGUCAAUGGAGAUCAGUAUGACUUGGCAACUCCAGCAUACGAGAAAAACUCGGAGACAGGAUGCAAAUUAUGGGGUUCUGCAUGUGACAGCAACUCUGUGGACACCGUAUCUUUCUGUGUUCAUGGUGAUUGUUACGCAAAUGCUCCUGGAGACUCUCCAAAUGUUCCAAAAUGCAUCUGUGACCCAGGGUGGGGAGGACCAAGGUGUGAUCAACAAAUCCAAUGGGUCCAGUUCAACGGUGGAUAUAUCGACUACCAACCAAAAAUCGGUUUCUCAAAUCAAGUUAAUGAUAUUGAGCUACUCUUCAUUCCUGGAAGAGUUUCAUCCUCGUCUGCCGGAUUAGCAUAUGGAACAGAAGGCCAAAACUAUGUGUCAACAUCUGUUGAUGCAGUUGGCGACUCUCUCGUACCAUCCUCAAGAUUCAAUGUAGGAACUCUGAACAAUCCUAUCUUGCGCAUUCCUGAAGUGAAUUUGAAAGAGAAUGGAUCUUACUGGAUGCAAUUGACACGUAACCCAAUUAAAGCUUCUCUUUCUAUCGAUGGAGCCUACUUUAACACCUUAUAUUUUGAUCAGUUCUCCUCUAGAAACCAACUGAAUAUUAACCAAAUUCUGUUGGGAAGGCAAGACGGAAAUAAUGCUUUCCGCGGUUGUGUAGGAACCUACAGAUGGGAAAACCACGAUCUGCCUCUACGCAAACCUACCAACCAAGCUGUAGAUGAUUCCGGAAUAGUGUCCAUUGAACGAUCUGUAGGGGUUGUUGAUGGCUGCUCUUUGAGAAUCACAUGUGCUGAUCUGCCUUCUGGCUUUUGUAGCGGAGCGUUUGUCUGCAUGGAUUUCUGGAAAGGACCUUUCUGUACUUGCGCGGAUGGUGCUAAUGCCAUUCUUGGAGAUGAUGGACAAGUUGUUGGAUGUGGAGAAACCCUUGCUGUAGCCAAGCUGGGAAUUAGUAGUCCCGCUAUCAUACUCAUCCUUGUCUCUCUGGCUCUACUUAUAAUGCUUGUUCUUCUCAUGGUAGUUUAUACACGCCGACAGCCCACAACCUUUGGGGCUGUCCGUCCUGAGGAUUCUAACCGUGAUAACAUCAGAACCUAUUACGUUGAAGGAGGAGGGGAAGCUGAUAAUGAUGCUUACUCAAUUGAUAAUUUGCGAAAACCGGUCAUGCCUCCUGAUGGGAAUGGUCUUGGACCUGUUGCACCUCCUAUAUACGGCAGACCAGUCGAUGAUCGACUCAAUUCUCAAAUUAAUGAUCUGGAGGGAGAUCAGAAUCAUGCUCCUUACGAUGAACUGAGAAUAUACGAUGAUGAGAAGGACAACAUUUCUGUUGUUACGUUAGAAAGUUUGGAGAGUGCUUCUGGCACUGCUUCUGCUGUGAAGUACUGCUAA